Messenger RNA from Corythoichthys intestinalis (scribbled pipefish), 870 nucleotides. RefSeq names its product guided entry of tail-anchored proteins factor 1 (gene get1). Gene Ontology annotation, molecular function: protein-membrane adaptor activity. The transcript is spliced from 5 exons. Gene Ontology annotation, cellular component: GET complex. Gene Ontology annotation, biological process: tail-anchored membrane protein insertion into ER membrane. Bases 1 to 588 code for a protein of 195 amino acids. Lineage: Eukaryota; Metazoa; Chordata; Actinopteri; Syngnathiformes; Syngnathidae. The record is from RefSeq and is a predicted model, not a curated record.
AUGCGCCUGAAAACUGGCAGUCAGGCAGGAAUUUAUCUUCUGUCAUGCAACGAAGAAAAACACGGUUCAAUAACAAUGGCGGCUUGUUAUGCUUGGUUUCUAGUGCUUGGGUCCGUUUUCCUUUGCAAUCUCAUGAAAACACUGUUGCCGAGUAUUUCCUCUUUCCUCUCCAGGAUGGUGCAAAAAGAUGCCGAACAGGAAAACGAGAUGAGAACUGAAAUCCAGGCGAUGAAGAAAGAGCAGUCUUCAAUAAGUAUGAUGGAUGAAUUCGCCAGAUAUGCCCGGUUAGAGCGCAAGAUAAACAAGAUGACGGACAAGCUCAAAACAAACGUGAAAUCAAGGUCUGCACAACAAGCCAAAAUGAAAUGGAUUGUCAACAUCGUCUUUUACAUCCUGCAGGCUGUUCUCAUGAUAUCUUUAAUUUGGAAGUAUUACUCUGAUCCAGUCACAGUGGUUCCCAGUAAAUGGAUUGCACCUGUCGAACGUCUUGUUGCUUUCCCAACUGGAGUCGCAGGUGGCGUGGGAAUUACAUGCUGGUUGGUGGUUUGCAACAAGGUAGUGACACUGGGUCUUCAUGCCUUCAGCUAGAAAUUGAAGAUGCAAAUAUACACGCUAAAUAAAUUGUUUGUCUUAAAUGUGUUCCACCACUGUCUGUUUGUAAAAAAUACUGCACACAUUUGGCGUUGUCGCUGAAAACGUUUGUAAGUUAAUUUAUUGUGCUUUUUUUUUUUUAUUAAUAUAUUCCGAAGUCUUUUUAUCCGAAAAGUCUUUUAAUAAAAAAGUAAUUGAAAUUUUGUUCAAUCCUUUUUUUGUGCUGAUUCCGUUGUUAUUUAAACCUUGCCAACUAUAAAAAUAAAUGAAUAAAUAGAU